Molecule: messenger RNA, 792 nt
Organism: Pteropus alecto (black flying fox)
Lineage: Eukaryota; Metazoa; Chordata; Mammalia; Chiroptera; Pteropodidae
Product: mago homolog B, exon junction complex subunit
Exons: 5
Coding region: 220-528 (102 amino acids)
Biological process (GO): RNA splicing
Cellular component (GO): nucleus; exon-exon junction complex; catalytic step 2 spliceosome
Source: RefSeq, a predicted model, not a curated record
UUGGCCGGGGCUUCGGCGGGGCUUUCUGGGGGCAAAAAUGGCUAUGGCCAGCGAUUUCUACCUGCGCUACUAUGUAGGGCACAAGGGCAAGUUUGGACACGAGUUUCUGGAGUUCGAGUUUCGGCCGGACGCAGUUUUUGCUGUUUUAGAUUGAAUUUUUUUCCACUCCCCACAGGAAAGCUUAGAUAUGCCAACAACAGUAAUUAUAAAAAUGAUGUCAUGAUCAGAAAAGAGGCAUAUGUACACAAGAGUGUAAUGGAAGAACUGAAGAGAAUUAUUGAUGACAGUGAAAUUACAAAAGAAGAUGAUGCCUUGUGGCCUCCCCCUGAUAGAGUUGGCCGACAGGAGCUCGAAAUUGUAAUUGGAGAUGAACACAUUUCUUUUACCACAUCAAAAAUAGGUUCUCUUAUUGAUGUAAAUCAGUCAAAGGAUCCUGAAGGCCUUCGAGUAUUCUACUAUUUGGUACAGGACCUGAAAUGUUUAGUUUUUAGUCUUAUUGGAUUACAUUUCAAGAUUAAACCAAUCUAAAUUGUACGUUUUUUGAAGCUGUUUUUAUAUUUAAUUAAGGGAUGGGUAAGGGAGAGUUUAUUUGUCAUUUACAAUUUUGGGAUUUUUAUGAAUGUGAAGCAGAAAUUUUUUGUAUGCAAGCUGAAAUAAGAAAAUACAUUAACAGGCUUAAUGGUUAUCUUCACUUGUGUCCAAGUGGGUUGGACCGUUUCUACACAUUAAAUUUUGUAAAUAAAAACUACCUUCAGUUAAAAUUUUGCUCUAAUAAACUUAUCAAAGCCUGGA